Molecule: messenger RNA, 1890 nt
Organism: Colletotrichum graminicola M1.001
Lineage: Eukaryota; Fungi; Ascomycota; Sordariomycetes; Glomerellales; Glomerellaceae
Product: AMP-binding enzyme
Exons: 7
Coding region: 1-1890 (629 amino acids)
Molecular function (GO): long-chain fatty acid-CoA ligase activity; long-chain fatty acid transmembrane transporter activity
Source: RefSeq, a predicted model, not a curated record
AUGGAGCUCGGUAAGACUUUGGCAGUCGAUAUUAUAAACGGAAGACAAGCUUACGCUGUGCAAGUUGCGGCUGCCGCGCUAGCAGGAGGCGUUGCCUCCAGCAUGUACCUCGACGCCAAGUACCACUUGUCGAAGGAUGCCAAAUCGCUGCUAAUGCGCCGAAGAAUCAUCAAGUCAAUGGAGAAUUUAGUCAAGACAGGUCGUGUGUCGCCAUACUACACAUUCGAGGACUCCGUAGAAAGACACCCCUACGACGAAGCUAUUUGGACUCGAGACGGCAGUGUAUCUUGGAAGACGACCUACGAUCGAUCGAAUCAAUAUGCCCAGCUUUUUCUAUGUCAUGGAGUGAAAGCCGGUGACUUUGUUGCUCUAUUCAUGCAAAACUCACCAGAUUUCGUUUUUGCCUGGAUGGGACUGCUUGCCAUUGGCGCGGCGCCGUCUAUGAUCAACUACAACCUCAGCGGGAAAGCUCUCCUUGGAGUUAUCGAGAUCAGCACGGCCAAGCUGGUACUUGUCGACGGAGGCCCUGACAUUGUUGGAAAGUAUGCGAGCGUACAGACAGAAUUAGAUCUCAAAGGCAUCAAAGUUAUCAACAUUGGAGAAGAGAGAUCGCAGAUCUACCAAAGAGAUCCUGUUCGUCCCAGAGACGAAUUGAGGAAAAACAUCACGCCCGCCAGUGCAUUGGGCAUGUUUUAUACCAGUGGCACUACUGGUAUUCCGAAAGCCGUUAUUUUCCCUACCGCCGGCGCAGGUGCGCUGAUAUCACAGGCAAGUCAUUCCAACCUCCCCAUCUAUUAUCUCCCGUAUUAUCACGGAACUGGUGGCCUUACCAUGAUAUCACAGAUUUUCGCUGGAUCUACCGUUUGCAUGGCACCAAAGUUCAGCGUCUCAAAUUUCUGGGAUGACGUCCGCGUUUCUCAUGCAACAUGGUUCGUGUAUGUCGGUGAAACACUUCGGUACUUACUGGCUGCUCCACCGUCUCCUCGAGACAAAGAUCACAGUAUUCACGCUGUACUCGGCAACGGCUGUCGACCAGACGUAUGGGGACGUUUUCAGGAACGAUUUGGCAUCGACACCAUAUGGGAGUUUUACAACAGCACUGAAGGCCCGUUGGCUCUCCGCAACCAAUCUCGGGGAGAAUUCUUCGCCAAUGCCAUCGGACACCAUGGUCUGUUGUUGCGAAUCAAAUACAGAAACAAGAUAGUGCCUGUCGAGGUUGAUGCGGAAACUGGCCACAUCAAGCGUGACCCGAAGACGGGGCUUGCCCUCCGUGCCCCGUACGAGGUCGGUGGAGAAAUCUUGACCGAGCAUCCCGGCGAACGCCCGUUUCCGGGUUACUUCAACAACGAGGAUGCCACCAGCAAGAAGUUAGUGAGAGACAUUCUCAGGAAAGGGGACUGUUUCUUCCGGACUGGGGACUCGCUCAGGCGUGAUAGCGAUGGCAGGUGGUUCUUUCUGGACCGCCUUGGAGACACGUACCGCUGGAAAGGCGAGAAUGUUUCGACCGCAGAGGUCUCCGAAGUCCUUGGUAGCUAUCCUGGAGUGAACGAAGCGGUCGUCUAUGGUGUUCGACUUCCAGGGCACGACGGCAAGGCAGGCGCAGCUGCACUUGACAUCGCACCGGCUCACAAAUCGUCAUUCAGCUAUACUGAUUUCCUCAGGCUUCCAGGUUACGCUGUUCCUAUCUUCAUUCGACUACUCAACCAGGGAACAGCAACACACAACAACAAACAGAACAAGGUCCCAUUGAAGAAUGAAGGCGUUGAGCCAAGCAAGGUCCAAGGAGGUGAUAAGAUUCUCUGGAUCGAGAAGCAUGGCAAGGGCAAUACAUACGUCCCCUUUACGCAGCACGAUUGGAACAAUCUUGGCAUAGGACGAGCAAGGUUAUAA